GGGCACUUUCUCCAUUCAAGUCGCGCACCGGUCGUGUGAUAGUCGUCGCUAUAAUAUGGUUAUUGCUCGGGAGACCGCUAGUCUCGACCGGCCUACGUAUAUUUAACAACAAUAAUAAUUACAAAACUAAUAUUGUACAUGGAUAUAUAUAACAGCUGUAAUACCGUCGAUUGGCGUUCGGCUCCAGCGCGUGGUCACCGCACACGAUUCACGAACAGUUUCGAAUUUCGUUAUAAAAUAUAAUAACACACACGCUACACAUAUGUACAUACAUACACACACACUCAAGGAAAACUUGUUUUGUGACGCAAUUCGUGUGUUGUCCAAGAUCUGAGGGCGUGUAUCUAACGUGCAUUUCACUACUGUUGAUGCUUCGUUCCAGAACAUUCGGCGCUGUUUAAUAGUAAAAUAUUAUGCAUAAUUCAUAAUAUUACUGCUAAUCUCUCUCUCUAACAGCAACGGUAGUAGGCCUCUUCUCGCGGUCAACGCGCAACUGUGGUUUAUUCUCAUCCGCAGUGCGAACAAAUUUCGCCCAGAUAAAUUUCCUUUAACUUUUUUUUUAGUUUUUACCGUUUUACCAUUUAGUUUUAUUGAACUUUAUUUGAUCAAAACAGGGCCAGUGAUUAGAAUACCGCAAUGCCGUACCAAACAGUGAAACAAUUCUAUGCCGGCAAGAAUAUAUUCCUGACCGGCGGCUCUGGCUUUGUCGGAGUAGCCUAUUUGGAAAAAGUCAUCAGGAGCCUACCAGAUGUUGGAAUUAUUUACGUACUGCUUCGAGCUCGCAAGGGCCAGAGCGUCGAAGAACGAUUUGAAAUCAUCAAAAACAAUUCGGUUUUUGAGACGUUAAAAAAUAUGGAGGGUGGUCCCGCACUGUUGGACAAGCUUGUGCCUGUUAACGGAGACAUAUCUGGAGAAAAACUAGGAUUAUCCGACGACGAUGAAAAGAUGUUGAUCGACAAUGUGAACAUUGUGGUUCAUUGUGCUGCCACAUUAGAUUUCGAAACGGAUUUGUUAACUGCUAUUAACAUCAACUUGUUGGGUACAAAACGUGUGGUAGACUUGAGCAAAAAAAUCAAAAAUUUAGAUUGUAUGUUGCAUGUUUCGAGCGCUUAUGUCAAUUCUAAUAGAAGCUAUGCUGAAGAAAUAAUUUACGAAGCACCUGCUAAUUACAACGAUGUAAUUAAUUAUGUUGAGACAAUGGAUGCCAAUGAGUUGAAUAAUGCGUCUGAAAAAAUCUUGGGUGAUCACAUUAAUACAUACACAUUUACUAAGGCAUUGGCUGAACACGUUGUUAAUGAUGUUAGAAGUAACAUCCGUACCUGUAUAAUUCGGCCUAGUAUGAUUGUUGCCGCUUGGAAAGAACCUGUCGAAGGAUGGACAGUUUCGAAAAAUGGCCCUCAAGGUUUUAUAAUGGGUGCAUCCAAGGGUGUGGUCAGACGUUUGCCCGUUAAUAAGAAAUUAGUGUACGAUUACAUACCUGUAGAUGUGGUGGUCAACUCGAUGAUAUCCAGUGUGUGGUACAGUGCACAGUUAUCAGCCAGUGAUCCUGCUGUGACUGGUCAAACUCCAGUAUUUCACUGCACUACCAGCACUUGCAAUCCUUUCCGUUGGCACGAUAUUCAAUCCAGGAUGAAUGACAGUUUAAACGAAUAUCCAAUAAAGGGUGCCGUAUGGUAUCCAACACUCAAAUUCUUGCCUAAUCUGUUCAUGUAUUGGAUAUCAUCUGCCAUAUUUCAUUUCAUACCUGCCUAUAUAUUGGACACCGUCACAAGAGUAUCUGGAGGACGUCCCAUUUUGGUCCGUAUGCACAAAAAUGUUAACCGUUCACUCAGCAAACUCGCUCCUUUCAUAUUUAACGAGUGGAAAUUCGACAAUGCUCGUACAUUACGUUUGCACGAAGACUUGGGUGUUGAUGACAAGCCUGUGUUUUACGUUGAUCCCACUGGUGUACAAUGGACGCCUUUUUUCAUAAAUUUAUCACUAGGUGUUCGAAAAUAUUUGCUCAAAGAGAGUGAGAAAACUUUGAAAGCGGCCAUCAAGAAAAAUUUUAUACUUAUGUGGUUGAACGUGGCUUUGCAAGUGUCCAUUGUUCUAUUGAUUUGGUAUUUAGCGUCUCUCGCGACUGGUGCGUCAUUCUUGUCGUGCUACUGGGCUGGCUUGGCGGUCAUUGUUUUUGGAUACUUUUUCUAAAUAAUCACUUUAAUUACUUUAUUUUUUAUAAGAAAUUUAUUUGUCUUUUAACCUGUACGUUAAUAGAUACUAACGUACUAAUAUGUGUAUACAAACGGGUAUUAUCUUUAAAAACUAUUUAUAUAACACUUAUUGCAAUGUACGUUUGUUAUUACUCAAUUGUGUAAUUAUGCACACAGUUUAAUGUGGUCAGUAUUUUAUUUUAUUUUUUAUAUUUUAUUAGAAACGUUUUUCUUUUUUUAUCAACUAUAAUUUGUAUUUAAAGAGCUUGCAUUUUUUAUAAUCUCAAGGUGUUGUAUUAUAAAAUUCUACUAUCAAGCGUGAUACUCUCAGAGUAGAAAUACAAGUACAAAAAUUACAUUUAGUUUUCCUACAACGUGUAGGAUAGUUUGUUAUCAUUUUUACGAUUAAAAAAAAAAAAAAAAACAAUUAAGAUGUAAGCAAGUUGAAUAAAAUAUAUAUUGUUUGUAGUCGUUA
Adelges cooleyi (spruce gall adelgid) is the source of this 2667-nucleotide messenger RNA. RefSeq names its product putative fatty acyl-CoA reductase CG8306. The record is from RefSeq and is a predicted model, not a curated record. Gene Ontology annotation, cellular component: peroxisome. Gene Ontology annotation, biological process: long-chain fatty-acyl-CoA metabolic process. NCBI's taxonomy places the organism in Eukaryota, Metazoa, Arthropoda, Insecta, Hemiptera, Adelgidae. The transcript is spliced from 9 exons. Bases 637 to 2190 code for a protein of 517 amino acids. Gene Ontology annotation, molecular function: alcohol-forming very long-chain fatty acyl-CoA reductase (NADP+) activity.